Molecule: messenger RNA, 2133 nt
Organism: Psammomys obesus (fat sand rat)
Lineage: Eukaryota; Metazoa; Chordata; Mammalia; Rodentia; Muridae
Gene: Rtn4rl2
Product: reticulon 4 receptor like 2
Exons: 3
Coding region: 298-1560 (420 amino acids)
Cellular component (GO): plasma membrane
Molecular function (GO): protein binding
Source: RefSeq, a predicted model, not a curated record
GCUGCCUGGCUCCCCGCGGGGCCGCCCUGCCCGGAGGGUGCGGACCUCGGGCGCCCCGGCCCAGCCGGCCCUCUCCAUCCCGCCGUGCCCCGCCCCGCCCCGUCGGGGCCGAUGGCUCCACGCGAGGCUCGAGGUCCGGGGGGCGCAGGGUAGAGCUCCGCGGCCCCGCCACCAGCCCGGGUACUCCCCGGGUCCUCCCGGAGCCCCGCGGAGUCCCCGCCGUCCGCCCGGCGGGGUGAGGGAGCGAGUGGGAGCGCCCUCCCCCCCGCCGCCCCCUCCCCCGAGCUCCGAGACAAGAUGCUGCCCGGGCUCCGGCGCCUGCUGCAAGGUCCUGCCUCAGCCUGCCUGCUGCUGACACUCCUGGCCCUCCCUCCCGCGGCUCCCAGCUGCCCUAUGCUGUGCACCUGCUACUCCUCGCCACCCACCGUGAGCUGCCAGGCCAACAACUUCUCCUCAGUGCCGCUGUCUCUGCCGCCCAGCACACAGCGGCUCUUCCUGCAGAACAACCUAAUCCGCUCGCUGCGGCCGGGCACCUUUGGGCCCAACCUGCUCACCCUGUGGCUCUUCUCCAACAACCUCUCCACCAUCUACCCUGGCACCUUCCGCCAUCUGCAGGCCCUAGAGGAGCUGGACCUUGGGGACAAUCGGCACCUGCGCUCCCUGGAGCCCGACACCUUCCAGGGCCUGGAGCGGCUGCAGUCGCUACAUCUGUACCGCUGCCAGCUCAGCAGCCUGCCCGGCAACAUCUUCCGAGGCCUGAUCAGCCUGCAGUACCUCUACCUCCAGGAGAACAGCCUGCUCCACCUCCAGGAUGACUUGUUCGCGGACCUGGCCAACCUGAGCCACCUCUUCCUGCACGGGAACCGCCUGCGGCUGCUCACGGAGCACGUGUUCCGCGGCCUGGGCAGCCUGGACCGGCUGCUGCUGCACGGGAACCGGCUGCAGGGCGUGCACCGGGCGGCCUUCCGCGGCCUCAGCCGCCUCACCAUCCUCUACCUGUUCAACAACAGCCUGGCCUCGCUGCCGGGGGAGGCGCUGGCCGACCUGCCGGCGCUGGAGUUCCUGCGGCUCAACGCCAACCCGUGGGCCUGCGACUGCCGCGCGCGGCCGCUCUGGGCCUGGUUCCAGCGCGCGCGGGUGUCCAGCUCGGACGUGACCUGCGCCACCCCGCCCGAGCGCCAGGGCCGGGACCUGCGCGCGCUGCGCGAGGCCGACUUCCAGGCGUGCCCGCCGCCCGCGCCCACGCGGCCCGGCAGCCGCGCGCGCGGCAACAGCUCCUCCAACCACCUGUACGGCGUGGCCGAGGCGGACGCGCCCCCCGCGGACCCGUCCACGCUCUACCGGGACCUGCCCGCCGAGGACGCGCGGGGCCGCCAGGGCGGGGACGCGCCCACCGAGGACGACUACUGGGGCGGCUACGGAGGCGAGGACCAGCGGGGCGAGCAGACGUGCCCUGGGGCGGCGUGCCAGGCGCCGGCGGACUCGCGGGGCCCCGCGCUCGCGGCCGGGCUGCGCACUCCUCUGCUCUGCCUCCUGCUCCUGGCGCCCCGUCACCUCUGACCGCGGUGCUCAGACGCAAGAGGCCGCGGCCUCUGCCUGGCUCCCCCUCUCUGCCCACGGAGCUGAGGCUCCGCCCUCGCCCCUUGUUAGCAGACCGGCCUGGGAGCCUGCCCUAGGGCUCCCUUUCUUCCCCCGGACCAGGCUGUCUCGUUUGCCUUCCGGGCUGUUCUGACGUGUGUGCGGCGGCCUCUGAGACAACGUGUACCAGGUGGCUCGGUCCCAUCCGCCCUGGCUCUUCUUACCCCAUCCCAAGGCUGGGGCGGGGCACCCCAGGCAGCCUUUGCUCCUCUCUCCGGGGCCCCACUGUGGACUCGGAGGGGCUUUUUCUGCAGAGCACCUUCCACCAGCAGAGCCUUUGAAAGCUCCCCCGGGAGCCUCCCCUCCCCCCACCCCGGGAGGGAUGCCUCAGCGAGGCCCAGGCUGCUCCUGGACCCUGCUUGUCCUGACCCCUUCAGCCUCCUGACAUCGGAGGAAUAGUUUUCUCCUAAGUCUACCCAGGACACUUUUGAGGGUGCCUGGAGAGAGUCUCCUCUCCACCAUGGCCCCUGUGUGGUGAAGAUCAAAAGAAGUUGU